Cebus imitator (Panamanian white-faced capuchin) is the source of this 2200-nucleotide messenger RNA. It is a transcript of the gene GPR37L1, whose product is annotated as G protein-coupled receptor 37 like 1. Gene Ontology annotation, biological process: adenylate cyclase-inhibiting G protein-coupled receptor signaling pathway; positive regulation of MAPK cascade. NCBI's taxonomy places the organism in Eukaryota, Metazoa, Chordata, Mammalia, Primates, Cebidae. Gene Ontology annotation, molecular function: G protein-coupled peptide receptor activity. The coding region runs from base 155 to 1600 and encodes 481 amino acids. Gene Ontology annotation, cellular component: signaling receptor complex; plasma membrane. The transcript has 2 exons. The record is from RefSeq and is a predicted model, not a curated record.
CGGGCCGUGGCCGGAGGCUGGGAGGGAGGGCGGGCGAUGCCAGACGCCUGACUGGAGGCGGACCCAGCCAGCCAGCUGCCUCUCUGGAGCCCAGCUCUUGGGCCCCCUGCACUCACCUGCUCUUCCCGGGUGGCUGCCUCCUGCUUGUCCAGCCAUGCGGUGGCCGUGGCCCCUGGCUGUCUCUCUUGCUGUGAUUUUGGCUGUGGGGCCAAGCAGGGUCUCUGGGGGUAACCCCCUGCACCUGGGGAGGCACAGAGCCGAGACCCAGGAACAGCAGAGCCGAUCCAAGAGGGGCACUAAGGAUGAGGAGGGCAAGGGCGUGCAGCAAUAUGUGCCUGAGGAGUGGGCAGAGUACCCCCGGCCCAUUCACCCGGCUGGCCUGCAGCCCACCAAGCCCUUGGUCGCCACCAGCCCUAACCCCGACAAGGAUGGGGGCACCCCAGGCAGUGGGCAGGAGCUGAGGGGCAAUCUGACGGGGGCACCGGGGCGGAGGCUGCAGAUCCAGAAUCCCCUAUAUCCGGUGACUGAGAGCUCCUACAGUGCCUACGCCGUCAUGCUCCUGGCGCUGGUGGUAUUUGCAGUGGGCAUCGUGGGCAAUCUGUCGGUCAUGUGCAUCGUGUGGCACAGCUACUACCUGAAGAGUGCCUGGAACUCCAUCCUCGCCAGCCUGGCCCUCUGGGAUUUUCUGGUCCUCUUUUUCUGCCUCCCUAUUGUCAUCUUCAAUGAGAUCACCAAGCAGAGGCUACUGGGUGAUGUUUCCUGUCGGGCUGUGCCCUUCAUGGAGGUCUCCUCUCUGGGAGUCACGACCUUCAGUCUCUGUGCCCUGGGCAUUGACCGCUUCCACGUGGCCACCAGCACCCUGCCCAAGGUGAGGCCCAUCGAGCGGUGCCAAUCCAUCCUGGCCAAGCUGGCCGUCAUCUGGGUGGGCUCCAUGACGCUGGCUGUGCCCGAGCUCCUGCUGUGGCAGCUGGCACAGGAGCCCGCCCCCACCAUAGGCACCCUGGACUCCUGCAUCAUGAAACCCUCGGCCAGCCUGCCCGAGUCGCUGUACUCACUGGUGAUGACCUACCAGAACGCCCGCAUGUGGUGGUAUUUCGGCUGCUACUUCUGCCUGCCCAUCCUCUUCACGGUCACCUGUCAGCUGGUGACGUGGCGGGUGCGAGGCCCUCCAGGGAGGAAGCCGGAGUGCAGGGCCAGCAAGCACGAGCAGUGUGAGAGCCAGCUCAACAGCACCGUGGUGGGCCUGACUGUGGUCUACGCCUUCUGCACCCUCCCGGAGAACGUCUGCAACAUCGUGGUGGCCUACCUCUCCACCGAGCUGACCCGCCAGACCCUGGACCUCCUGGGCCUCAUCAACCAGUUCUCCGCCUUCUUCAAGGGCGCCAUCACCCCGGUGCUGCUCCUCUGCAUCUGCAGGCCGCUGGGCCAGGCCUUCCUGGACUGCUGCUGCUGCUGCUGCUGCGAGGAGUGCGGCGGGGCUCCGGAGGCCUCGGCCGCCAGCGGCUCGGACAACAAGCUCAAGACCGAGGUGUCCUCUUCCAUCUACUUCCACAAGCCCAGGGAGUCACCGCCGCUCCUGCCCCUGGGCACACCUUGCUGAGGCCUCGGCAGGGGUGGGGCGGGAGGGAGGGGCCACCACCCCGCUGGUGUCUGCUGUUCUUUCCCCAUAGGUCUUGCUUUGCUGCCUGCCUUGCUGUCUAGAGAUGGACUUGGUUCCUCUUGUCGAGGUUUGGGAGUGUCAAGCCCCUCCCCACACGGGGCCUUUGCUGUCCCUUGCGGGGCCUUCCAACCCUGUCCUUUCCACUGGUGGGCGGUGAUGCUUCUAGGUCCUUAGAACUGCCCAGAAACUCUGAGUCCCAGCAGCUGGGAGCCAGAACGUCACCUGCCCUCCCUAGGGUCCAGCCUUUCUUCCCUCUGUCCGCCUCGGAGCCUGACCAUACUCUAGAUGUGCCCUCCUCACUCAUCAUCUUCCUUCCCCAACCUGGGGCCCUAUCUUCAAACGGGGGCUCCUUGGGGGCCAGCCCAGUGUGGCUCAGCACACUCUUCUUGUUUGUUUUUUGGAGACGGAGUCUUGCUCUGUCACCCAGGCUGGAGUGCAAUGGUCCGAUCUCAGUUCACUACAACCUCCGCCUCCUGGGUUCAAGCAAUUCUCUCGCCUCAGCCUCCGGAAUAGCUGAGAUUACAGGUGUGCACCGUCACG